Podospora bellae-mahoneyi is the source of this 867-nucleotide messenger RNA. RefSeq names its product bck1-like resistance to osmotic shock. Gene Ontology annotation, cellular component: AP-2 adaptor complex; intracellular membrane-bounded organelle. NCBI's taxonomy places the organism in Eukaryota, Fungi, Ascomycota, Sordariomycetes, Sordariales, Podosporaceae. The transcript is spliced from 3 exons. Gene Ontology annotation, biological process: clathrin-dependent endocytosis; protein transport. Bases 97 to 528 code for a protein of 143 amino acids. Gene Ontology annotation, molecular function: clathrin-cargo adaptor activity. The record is from RefSeq and is a predicted model, not a curated record.
AUUAUCAACCAUAUCCAUCCCCUGACCUUCAGCACGCGCGACAACACCAAUCCACGGCGACAAAGAUAAUCUCAUCGCGCCGCCGCCGUCGCCGAAAUGUUGAACUUUAUCCUCAUCCAGAACCGACAGGGCAAAACCCGCCUAGCAAAAUGGUACGUCCCCUACAGCGACGACGAAAAAGUCAAGGUCAAGGGCGAGGUCCACCGCCUCGUCGCCCCCCGCGACCAAAAGUACCAAUCCAACUUUGUAGAGUUCCGCAACCACAAGAUCGUCUACCGCCGCUACGCCGGCCUCUUCUUCUGCGCCUGCGUCGACACAAACGACAACGAGCUCGCCUAUCUAGAGGCUAUCCACUUUUUUGUUGAGGUCUUGGAUGCAUUCUUUGGCAACGUCUGCGAGCUGGAUCUGGUGUUUAACUUUUAUAAGGUGUACGCCAUCCUGGACGAGGUCUUCCUCGCGGGGGAGAUUGAGGAGACGUCGAAGCAGGUUGUGUUGACUAGGUUGGAGCAUUUGGAUAAGUUGGAGUGAGAGGGGCGAGGAUAUAUGGCGAAAGAUAUCGAUUGUGCGCGUGGAAAGGAGGAUGAAUAUCCCCGUGGCUGAGCGGGAGAGUCUAUAUCGCCCGAUGUCGGGAAGAAGGAGAGACGGGCAGGCCACGGGAUGUUGAGCAGGGCAGAGCGGCCAUGUAGGAGGGAUUACAGAACCAGGGCCACAUAAACAUCUCAAAAGAAGCAGGUUCACAUCGGGCAGACAGAAAUGUCAAUAAUCAUCGCAUUUGUCUGCUGGCGAAAUCAAGAUAAAGGAAUGGAUGCAUAAUAGUACAAUAUAAUACAGAAAACAAGUCAAAACUCCAGACCACCGCUAAAAUUC